Molecule: messenger RNA, 2234 nt
Organism: Durio zibethinus
Lineage: Eukaryota; Viridiplantae; Streptophyta; Magnoliopsida; Malvales; Malvaceae
Source: RefSeq, a predicted model, not a curated record
AAUUAAAUAUAAUCCCCAAGCAUAAUGGGCAAUUGUGUUCCUAAACCUUCUUUGAUUAGAAAUACUAAUAAAACUACUAGUUGUCUUUCCCUACAUAAAUAACUCACGCAAGAGAGCAGCAGCGAGUAUGUAAAUUCAGGCAACAUAUUGACUGCAUUUCUCACUCUCUUUUUUAUAAAUUCCAAACAUAAGGGUUGCAGCCCACCACAUAUUCUUCAUGAACCGAAUCUCAGCUGCAAGACAAUAUGCGGCUGGCCUGCUGCAUUGGACAAAGAUAAAAGCCAUUUAAUUGAACGUCAUUUCUUUCUGGUUUGUUACAUUCGGCAAAUUACAGUUAUAAGGUCCUCGACUAACACACGAAAAGGUUAUUCGGAUUCACUUUAACAAGAAGUUCUAAGGCCUAAUAGACAGUGAUGUUUUGGCUUAUAAAUAAUUUGCCUUAGAUAUGUACUCCCCGGCUAAUAUUGAAUGAAUCCAAUAAAGUAAAACAAGCUCAGCAUCAUUGGACUUAUCUCUGGCCGAAUGAAUAGAAUAAUGGCUUCAAAAUACUCUAUAAAAAUAAAUUGAAAAUCACACGUCAAUUAUCAUUUAAAAACAACCUAAAUCCCCCAACUACUGGGGAAAUCAUAAUCCUAUACUAAAGGAACAUCUAAAUUCAUUGUGAACAGAAGAAAAUGAAUGCCAUGGUGAACCUUUUAAUCCUUCUGACAUGUUCUUUCUGCCUUUAUCUCCUCGUAGCUCUACUCAAGGUCCUCUACAAAUACUGGUGGAUACCUCUCCGUAUACAGCGGGUUCUGAAUUCACAGGGAAUUAAAGGACCUCCGUAUCAAUUCAUCUAUGGGAACAACAAAGAAGUUGCCAAAAUGUUAAAGGAAGCAUUAAGCAAGUCCAUGGGCUUGAGACAUGAUAUAUUUCCCAGAGUGCAGCCUCAUAUGUACUCCUGGUUCAACAGAUAUGGGAGGAAUUAUCUUUGUUGGAACGGUGUUCAAGCUCAACUGGUGAUUUCAGAACCAGAACUGGUCAAAGAGAUUCUCAAAAAUAGUGAAAAUGCUUUUCCAAAAAGUAAGCCUACAAUUUAUGGUAGCAAGCUACUGGGGAACGGACUUGCGACUACUGAGGGUGAAAAAUGGGCGAAGCAGCGAAAGCUGGCCAAUUACGCUUUUCAUGGUGAGAGCUUAAAGAACAUGACGCCAGCAAUAAUUUUUAGCAUGGAAACAAUGCUAGAAAAGUGGAAAGGGCAAGAAGGCAAAGAGAUUGACGUGUUCCAAGAAUUUAGAUUGUUGACUUCAGAAGUGAUAUCAAGAACAGCUUUUGGUAGCAGUUACUUGGAAGGGAAGAAGAUUUUUGACAUGUUGAAGAAAUUGUCAAUAAUUGCGAGUCGAAAUAUUUUGAAGGAUAAGAUUCCUGUCAUCAACAAGUUCGCGAAAAAUGCUGAUUUUCUAGAGUCAGAAGAACUUAUGAAAGGAAUACAAGAUUCUGUGAUGGAGAUUGUUAAGAAACGAGAAGACAAAGUUGUGAGUGGAGAAGCUGACAGUUUCGGCAGUGAUUUUCUGGGGUUACUUGUGAAUGCCUAUCAUGAUUUGGACGAGAAAAACAGGCUUUCAAAGGAGGAUUUGAUAGAUGAGUGCAAAACAUUCUACUUAGCUGGACAGGAAACUGUUAAUUCCUUGCUUGCCUGGACAGUCUUGCUUCUAGCAUUCCAUAGAGAUUGGCAAGAGAAAGCAAGAAGAGAGGUGAUUGAGAUUUUUGGUAACCAAAAUCCAGAUUCUGAAGGCAUUGCCAAACUCAAAACUAUCACCAUGAUCAUUAAUGAAACUCUAAGAUUAUAUGGUCCUGCAAAUAGCCUGAUGAGAAAAGUUGGAAGAGAAGUUCAAUUGGGAAAGCUAGUCCUGCCUGCUAAUAUAGAGCUUGUAAUCUCAAACAUGGCACUUCACCAUGACCCUCAAUUAUGGGGAGAUGAUGCGCACCUUUUUAAACCAGAGAGAUUCGGGGAAGGGAUUGCCAAAGCUACCAAAUACAAUGCCGCUGCAUAUUUUCCCUUUGGAUUGGGAUCUCGGUCUUGUGUUGGUAUGACUUUUGCAACCAUAGAAACAAAGUCUUCUCUUUCGAUGAUUCUACAACGUUAUACCAUUUCUCUCUCCCCUGCCUAUGUCCACUCACCAGUAAUUCUUCUCACCCUUCGGCCACAACAUGGAAUUCAAGUAAUACUCCACUCACUGCAUAAUGAUGCUUAA